Molecule: messenger RNA, 2942 nt
Organism: Saprolegnia parasitica CBS 223.65
Lineage: Eukaryota; Oomycota; Saprolegniomycetes; Saprolegniales; Saprolegniaceae
Exons: 12
Coding region: 19-2877 (952 amino acids)
Molecular function (GO): calcium ion binding
Source: RefSeq, a predicted model, not a curated record
UUUUUCCAACGGCCCGAGAUGUCCAAGGCCGAGUACCGGGCGCUCAAGGCCCGGCUCCGGCACGAGUGCAGCCAGCGGCGCAUCCGCCUCGAAGAGUUUAUGAAAACCUUCGACGUGCACAAGACCAAGAAGGUGACAACCGACCAGUUUGCGCGUGCGCUCGACGCUAGCGGCGUUCGGCUGAGCCGCGCCGAAGUCGAGUUGCUACUGCAAAAGUACCGCGUGCCAGACGCACCGCGGCUCGUCGACUACCGCCGGUUCUGCGACCUCAUCGACAAGAGCUGCACGGCCAAGGACCUCGAAAAGAAGUUUAAAACCAAACUCUCGCUCGAGACGGUGCGCCCGACACAAACCGGUGCGUUCACCAAGCAGCUGCCGACGAGCGAGAGCGAAGUGGCCGCGCUGCGCUCGAUAACGGAGCAGCUCGCCCGCGCCGUGCGCAUCAAGGGCAUUGUGCUCAAAGAUGUGUUUCACGAUUUCGACAAAAACAACUCGGGGUUUGUGACGCAGGCGCGCUUUACGCGGGACCUCUUUGGCAUCCUCGGCGACGUCGACCCGAGUGAGCUCCGCGUACUCAUCAAGGUCUACGGCGCCGGCCUCGACGUCAACUACAAGCUGCUGCACCACGAUUUGACCGACGGUGUCUUUCCUGCGUACAGCAACAAUGGUGUGAAUGCGUCGCCGCGGGCCAAGCGCCGGGGCGGCAACCAGUACGGUUGCACCGAAGCCGACGCGAUCGAAGGCCCGCUGCGGGAGAUUGCGGCCCGGGAUCGAAUCCGCGUCAAGAACUUCUUUACCGACUACGACCGGAUGCGGUCGGGCAAGUGCACGGAGGCUCAGUUCAUGCGCGCAGUCAAAGUGUGCUUUGGCGCGCUCACGCAGAGCGACUUGGACGUCCUUGUCGCCAAGUACGCGGUCGGUAUCGUCGACGUGAGCCACGAGCGCAAGGUCGACUACAUUGCUUUCUGCAAGAGCAUUACGCUCGGCGAAACGCACGACGAAGCCAACGAGCUCGAAAACAACGACGACGACCGGGACUCGCUCAGCGUCGACGUGCCCACGCUGCCGUCGGCCGCCUGCUCCCGCGGCGUCCGCGGCGUGCUCUCCGACACUGAGCUCGUCGACUGGCACGCCCUCAUGCGGCGCCUGAGCUUUAGCGUCACGACGCGCCGCAUUGCGCUCAAGCCUGCGUUCACCGACUUUGACCGCGGCAAGACCGAGUGCGUCACGUGCGAACAGUUUGCGCGGGUCUUGGCGCUCUUCAACUUGCACGUCGUGUCGCCGGCCGAGAAGCAUGUGGUGCUGAAGCGGUAUGCGAGCACGCGCCUCAACUCGGCGCCCGUCGCGCAGCUCGCCUUUGACAACAAGGCGUUCGUCAACUACAAGACGUUCUGCCUCGACUUGGACGGAUACGACGAAUCGAUGCAGCGGCCCGCGUCAAGCGAGCCUGUCAAGCGCGGCGGCAUGCCCAAGGUCACGGACGACGCCCCGUCCGAGGCCAAUGUGCAGCGGACGCUGCCGAUGUUGUUGCGCUACAUCAAACAGAAAGCCAAGCGCGACCGCCUUCGUGUCGAGGAGUAUUUUCGCGAUUUUGACCGCCUCCGCAAGGGUAAAAUCACGCGGGCGCAAUAUGGCGGUGGCUUGCACGCCGCGGGUUUCAUCCUCUCGCCCGAGGACCUCGACUUGCUCGCAUCGGCGUUUCCGUACCAGAACGAAGUCGACGUCGAGGGCGCGUCGAUGGUGGCGUGGACGCGCUUUGUCGAUGAAGUCGAAGCUGUCUUUACCGUCAAAGGCCUCGAGCGCGAGCCGACAAAGGACAUUCCGCACGCGAUCGAAGCCGCCGAGCAGGUCGAUGCAAUCACCGACACGGCGCUCAGUGCGCGGGACGAAGCCAUCGUCAUGGCGUCGCUCCAGACGAUGCUGUCGCGCAUGCUCAACAAGCGCCUCGACAUCAAGCCGUCGUUCGAGGACUUUGACUUGGCCAACCAAGGCUUCAUCUCGCACACCAAGUUUGAGCGCGUGCUCUCGGUCUUCCAGCUGCUGCCGGCCGACGCGCCGACGUGCCGCGCCCUCUGCAUCAAGUUUUCCGAGCGCGGGAACGCACCGAUGCCGGGCGUGAGCUCGACGUGCGACGUCAACUACCGAGCGUUUUUGCACGCGCUCUCGCAGCUCCAAGGCGGUGCGACGCGCGUCCCAGGGGCGCGCGAGUACCGACUGCAGCUCGCGGCCGGAAGCCACAUGGACGGCAAUGCCGCCGCGGCGCUUCGCCGGUCGAAAGUAACGCCGCAUGCGGUGCGCCUUCCGUCGCUGCUCAAGGACCUGCGGCUCCAAGUCGACGCCAAGCGCGUUCGCAUCAAGCAGUUCUUCGCCGAGAGCGACCGACUGCGCACAGGCGACAUCACCGUCGCCAAGUUUCACACCGCCAUCAACCGCUGCGGCCUCGUUGUCAACGCCGACGACGUGCACACGCUCAACGCCGCCUUUGCGUCGACGAGUCGACCGGACCAAAUCGACUACCGCGCCUUUCUGCAAGCCAUCGAGGCGACGUCGCACACCGAGGACUGCCGCGACGAGGUGCCGGCGCCGGAGAGGUCGCCCGCGCUGGACGCGCUUCUCAGCCGCAUUCGAACGGCGGUCGAGUUUCGCCGACUCAACAUGAAGCCGUACUUUGAAGACUACGACCACAACUUCCUCAUGCACGUGACCAAGACGCAGUUUGCUGCCGUGCUCAACCUCAUGCGCAUCGAGCUCUCGCCGGCCGAGACGAGCUUGCUCACGAGCGCGUUCGCCGUGCACCACGGACGCCAAGUCAACCCGGACGUGCACUACCUCCGGUUCCUCGAAGCCGUCGACCCCGUGUACGGACCGGUGCAGUAGGACGAGCUGGCUCCGGGAUGAUUGCACAUAAGAAGACACUGCAUGCACCUUGCAAACAUACAGAA